AGUUGACAAGCCGUCCAAAGUUUUUUUUCCAACUCAGUUAUAAUUAUCAUCAAACUGUAGAUAAAAAAUUUCAAAACUUUUUCAUCGUUUUGAAGAGGAAGAGAAAGCGUUACAGUCACAGAGUUACAGUUAAUGAAAUAAGAAAUGAAAAAGAAGAUGGGACCCACCUCUGCAAAGUGAACGCAAGAUGUGUGCAGUUUUUGCAAUUACCCUUUUGCAUGAAAGUUGCCAUUAGCUCUUUAGAUUCGCCUCAUCUCUCCUCUUUUCUCUUCUUACCUUUUUAUUUAUUAAACGACUCUCUCUGAAAUCCAAACUGAUCAGCAGCUAGCUUCUGGCCUUCAAAUUUUGGUGUAACUUUACCUCACUCAACCAAAUUCCCUUUCUUUUCAGGGAAAGUUUAAUUCCUGUUUGGUUAUACAGAGUGAUACCUGACAUAUAAAAAAUGGGGGCUUCCAGCUCUCGGGUAGAAGAAGAUAAGGCCCUAUGGCUAUGUCGUGAAAGGAAGAAGUUUGUUAGACAAGCGCUUGAUGGCAGGUGCUCGUUGGCAGCUGCUCAUAUUGAAUAUGUUCACUCUCUGAGAAAUGCUGGAACUGCUCUGAGGAAGUUUGUUGAACCUGAAGGUCCAAUUGAAUCUUCUUUGUACACUUUCACUGAUGCAACUCCAGAGCCAGUUGCUUUGACCGAGGAGUCUCUUUCCCAUUUCUCAUUCUCAUCUCCAACCAUUUCCCAACAGGUAGAUGUAACUGAAAACCUUUGUCCAUCUCCUGCUCCUCAUACCUCAAGUCAAUUUCAGGCAAGUCACAUGAAAUUUAGUGGAAUAUCAUCCAAAAAGGUUGAAGAAGAACCUCCUUCGCUUGAUAUUGGAACGGUAACAACAUCGAGCACUCCAGAAAAUAGCAAACCUCAUGGCACUGAAAACGAAGAAUCUUCACUAUUUGAAAAAUCGUCUAUCCCCACAGAAACUCCACCAUGGGAUUACUUUGGACCUCGCCAUCCGAUUGACCAGCAAUUUUCUUUUAAAAAAGAGAAAGGGAUGAAGCAAGGGUUUGAAAAUGUUGAUGAUUUAAGAAAGCUCAGGGAAGAGGAGGGAAUUCCUGAGCUGGAAGAUGAAGAGGGAAAUGCUUCUUUUAGUGGAAGGGAAGAGUCCCUAGAUUCAGAGGAUGAAUUUGAUGAGCCGUCUGCAGACACGCUAGUUAGAUCUUUUGAAAAUUUUAACCAGCUCCAUGAUCAUAAUGCGGCUGGUGCUUCACCUACCAUGCCAUUUGGUAGUGUAGCUUCUGAAAGUGAGUUCAUGAAUGGUGAAAAAUGCAACUCUCCUGAUUUAUCACCAGUGAGAGCCACUUCCUCUAGAGCUUCCCUUUCAUCUAACACAAAGAAAACACCAGUGAAGGAAGAUUGUAUUGAAAAUAAGGUUAACCCUAAGGACCUCCUUUCGAUCAUGAAAGAUAUUGAAUAUCUCUUUAUUAAAGCUGCUGACUCUGGGAAGGAAGUUCCAAGGAUGCUUGAAGCAAACAAGUUGCAUUUCCGUCCAAUGUUACAGGCAAAUGAAAGUGGUUCAAUGGCAUUUACAUUCUUCAAAGCUUGUUUCUCAUGUGGGGAAGAACAUAGUGAAGUUGAAGAAGAGCCUGCGCAAAAUUCCAUAAAAUACUUAACUUGGCAUAGGACGGAAUCAUCUCGAUCAUCUUCAUCUAAGACUCCUCUGGGUUUGAAUUCAAAAGACGAGGUAGAGGACCUUACCAGUGAUGUUUUUGAUAGUAUUCACAUGAUCUCAAGCAGUCAUGCCUCAACCUUGGAUAGACUAUAUGCAUGGGAGAGGAAGCUUUAUGAUGAAGUAAAGGCUUGUGAGAUGGUCAGAAGAGUUUAUGAGUCAAAGUGUAAAACAUUAAGACAACUGGAAUCAAAGGGAGAAAGUCCUGCUAGAAUUGAUAAGACCCGUGCUUUUGUUAAAGAUUUACACUCAAGAAUCAGAGUUGCAAUCCACAGAAUUGAGUCAAUAUCAAGGAGGAUUGAAGAACUACGGGACACAGAGCUCCAGCUGCAACUUGAGGAGCUGAUUGGAGGGUUAAGUCAGAUGUGGGAAGCUAUGUAUGAAUGUCACAAGCUUCAGUACCAAAUUAUCUCGGUAGCUUUCAACAAUGGCAACAAUAAAAUCUCAAUACAGUCAGAUUCACAACGGCAAAUUACUAUUGAUUUAGAAUUUGAACUAAGCUCUCUGUCUUCUAGUUUUACAAAGUGGAUUAGUGCUCAGAAAUCUUAUCUUCAGGCUAUAAAGGAUUGGCUUUACAAAUGUGUAUAUCUUCCUCAAAAAUAUUCCAAGAGAAAAAGACAACGGCGAUACCCCGCUUUGCGAGACUCUGGUCCUCCAAUAUAUGCCACUUGUGAUGUCUGGUUGGAAAACCUGGAUGAAUUGCAUCCUGAGCAUGUCACUGAUUCUAUCAAGAAUUUAGCGACACAAAUAAUUCGCUCCCAGCCACAUCAAGAAAAGAAUCAAGGGAGAAGUGCCACCCGUCUUUCAACAACCUGGAAUGCUGAUAAUGCCAGUACUCCUGCAAUCACUAUAACGACAGAUGAAGCUUCAGAGGAUUGGAUUUCUGGUUUUGACCGUUUUCAAUCAUGCCUGGUGGAUUUUAUUGGUCAGCUGAACAACUUUUCUAAGGAUUCUGUAGAUAAGUAUGCAAAACUUUUGCAAGCCAUCAAAGAUGCUAAGAAUAAGUACACUGGGAUGAUUAACAGAGAUGCUAAGAGUAAUGCUGAUCUGGUACGUAGUAAUUGCUAAUUGCUGUCAGAAUCUUAAAUUUUCAACUCUUGAAUGAGUUGCAAAUGGGGAAGGAAGAAUUACACAUACUUUAAAAUUUCUUUGCUGCUACUUGAAAUACAGAAGCAUUUUCAGGUCCCAGAUAAAUGGCAAUAAUUUGUUUCUAAAAUUCUCUAAGAGGAAGGAAUAAAGGUUGGAGGUUUUCUUUUUAUGUUAAAUGGAGGGUAAAAUAAAAGGAGGUGAAAAUUAAUUAGUAUGGAGAUGUUACAAAGGGUGGGGAUGAGGUGUGUAAUAAAUGUAACAGGAUCUGUGUAAAUUUAGCAAAUAGAAAGUAGCAUGGAUUUCCAAUGCUCAUCUCUUGUUUCAUAAUGUUUGUUGUAAUCCCCUUAAAGCAACUCAAUUUAUGCAUUAUUUACUGUGUUUUA
Messenger RNA from Mangifera indica (mango), 3180 nucleotides. RefSeq names its product protein ROLLING AND ERECT LEAF 2-like. The coding region runs from base 443 to 2776 and encodes 777 amino acids. The record is from RefSeq and is a predicted model, not a curated record. The transcript is spliced from 7 exons. Lineage: Eukaryota; Viridiplantae; Streptophyta; Magnoliopsida; Sapindales; Anacardiaceae.